AUGUGCGCCUCCCUUCAGAUGUGCCAUUGCGCUGAACGGGGUGCGAGGAUCGAGCUGUAUUUUCUGGGGGAGAAUUUACACGAUGCGGAAGAGCGGAAGAGAACAGAUGACCAUUGUGGCGGGCGGAAAAAAGUGUUACUUGGUAAGGACGACCUUCAUCUUCCAACCCUUCAGACGAAAAUUCCAUUACCUGACUUCAUCCUAAGGAUAAAGCAACCUACACCCAACUUCCGCGUGUCUCCAGUUGAUAGAGGUUCUCCGGCGACAGUAUCGCCCCGCCAACUUCGACUCGGUGAUCGUCGGAUUUUUAACAUAUACUCCCGUAAACCCAAGGAAAGAAAAAGGGUAAAGCAGCAUUCAACAUCCCCCCCAUCCCCCAUCUCCGCCUCCCUCACCCUGUGGGUUCUCGUUGUGGCAUCACCCGCAUGGUCUUGUCUCUGCGUCUCCAUUAUAACAAACGUUAUCACCACCAAGUCAAAGUCCGGUGUACAGCCCGGCUGGAUUCGCAGACGCGACUUCCGUUCACCAGCGUACAGGGCCCCAGAGGUCGACGUGCACGUUUACCGUGUAACCUCCUCAUUCGAGCCAACUCGUGUCAGCUGGAGGUUCAUUCAGUCACCACGGCUGACACAAAGAUUAAAGAAUACUCAGAACGCACCCGACGCCUUUCACCAUCUUCCAUCUGUACUCUGAAUGGUCAUCGCCCAAGAAAUAUCGAGAUCUAUGCCAUCAUUAGAAUCUCCAAAGUUUCCGGUCGCGACGACGACUUACGAACUGAAUGGUCCCCGUCAAUACAGGAAAUCUGUCGCCGGAACGGCGCUACCCGUCAAUCCCCGAAGAUUGUUAUUCCGCGCGACGGUGGGGUUCUCCUAGUUCUUCCACUCAAUCGCGCCGACAACACUGUCCGCCUCUGACUCUGCCAGCCGCUGUAUUCGCGACAACUUGCGACGUCCGUGCACUUUCGUUGUGCUCAUUUGGUAAUGUGCAACGCCACUGGCCGAAACAAGUACUGUUCGUAGGGGGUUAUCGGGAACGAGAAACAGGUCCAUAGAGCGAGAAAAUAUCGUGGCGGACCGACACUCUAUCUGAAUCGAUAUGCUUGUGCGCUGACAGGCCGCCUUAUAUUCGAACCGAUCACAU
Messenger RNA from Guyanagaster necrorhizus, 1140 nucleotides. RefSeq lists its product as uncharacterized. The transcript has 5 exons. Bases 1 to 693 code for a protein of 230 amino acids. Lineage: Eukaryota; Fungi; Basidiomycota; Agaricomycetes; Agaricales; Physalacriaceae. The record is from RefSeq and is a predicted model, not a curated record.